Dendrobium catenatum is the source of this 2965-nucleotide messenger RNA. RefSeq names its product pentatricopeptide repeat-containing protein At2g44880-like. Gene Ontology annotation, molecular function: RNA binding; protein binding. Lineage: Eukaryota; Viridiplantae; Streptophyta; Magnoliopsida; Asparagales; Orchidaceae. Gene Ontology annotation, biological process: RNA modification. The record is from RefSeq and is a predicted model, not a curated record. Bases 503 to 1849 code for a protein of 448 amino acids. The transcript has a single exon.
AUAUCAAUUUUCAUUUUUUAAUAAUCCAUUAAAAUAUGAGAAAAAUUAGAACACAAUUACAGGACAGGCUCUCGCAAUCCGCCGUUGAAGUCCUUCAGCCACUGCAAAGGUGGCGGCGCCGAACAUCUCCUCCAUUUCUCUGUCGCCGGCGACAUCCGAAGAUCCCACACCUCCUCAAAACCACAACCCCAGCUCGAGCCAAAGGAAAAAUAGGAGCUCUUCCUCCAUUAGCAAAUCCAACGGCGCGGCGGAGCUCUUAAACCAUGCAAGCUCCUCCCUUUCCCAGCUUAAGCAAACCCAUGCCCACCUCCUCCGCUGCAACCUCCUCUUCCUCAUCGACCACACCCUUCCCUCCCUCCUCCUUUCCCACUACGCCUCUCUUUCCUCCCCUUCCGCUGCUUUCUCCGUCGCCUCUUCUUCCCCGGACCCCUCUCUCCAUCUCUACAAUCGCGCCAUUCGAGCACUCUCCAAGUCCCGCCACGCCCUCCGCCUCUACGCUCGCAUGCCCACCCUCGCCAUUUCUCCGGAUAACUUCACAUUCCCCUUCGUCCUCAACUCCUGCGCCGCUGCUGGCGAUCUCCCAGCCGGCGGCGAGCUCCAUUCCCGCAUCCUCCGCACCGGCUUCGCCGGCCAUCUCCCGGUCGCCAACGCUCUUAUCGACAUGUAUGGCAAGUGCGCCCAGCUCCCCCUUGCGAGCCGCGUGUUCGAUCAAAUGCCUAUUCAGGAUCUCGUCUCGCACAACGCGCUUUUAGGUGCCCAUGCCCGGCUUGGCGAGGACAUGCUCUCCGCCAGGAAGGUGUUCGACCAAAUGCCUGAGAAGAACAUCAUCUCCUGGAACGCCAUGGUCGUUGGCUAUGUCAAUACUGGGAAUCUCUUCGCUGCAAGAGCGAUUUUUAAUGCUAUCCCUUACCGUAAUGUGGUGUCCUGGACGGUGAUGAUAGUGGGGCACUGUAAAAACGGAUUUGUAGAUUACGCGCGUGAGCUGUUUGAUGAAAUGCCACAACGGAAUUUGGUCUCAUGGACUGCAAUGAUUGCAGGCUAUACGCAAAGCAGGCGAGCAAAGGAAGCUUGGGCAUUGUUCAAUGAGAUGCAAAGGUCCGGCGUCGAGCCAGAUUCCGCCACCAUGACCUGCAUCAUAUCCGCCAUUAGCCAGCUCGGGAGCCCCGAGCUAGCCUGCUGGGUUGGGGCCUAUAUCGAUCGGAAAGGCAUCGAAAGGAAUGUGCGGGUGCUCACUGCACUUGUCGAUAUGUAUGCAAAGUGUGGCGAAGUCGAACAAGCCUUUCGCUUAUUCGACGAGAUCCCCUCCCCUGAUGCUUUCUCCUACACUGCACUAAUCAAUGGACUUGCUUCCAAUGGCCAUUGCCUCGAAGCUCUGAAGGUGUUUGAGAGAAUGCAGGCAGAGGCGAUAAGGCCGGAUCCGAUCACAUUCAUCGGUGUCCUGAGUGCUUGUGGCCAUUCAGGACUCGUCGAAGAUGGAUUGAGGUUCUGGCAAAGAAUGGUGGAGGACUAUGGAAUAAAGCCUUGUUUGGAUCACUUUGCGUGCGUCGUCGAUAUGCUUGGCCGUGCCGGGAGGCUCGGGGAGGCUUAUGAGAUGAUUCGGGGAAUGCCGGCGAAACCUCAUGUAGAAACUCUGGGAGCAAUGCUUGCAGCCUGCAGGACUUAUGGUAAUGUGGAGAUUGCAGAGAGUGUUGCCAAAGAGCUCUUUGUACUGGAGCCAGAGAACACUGGGAACUACAUUCUGCUCUCAAGUAUAUAUGCUGAGAAAGGACUUUGGGCUGAGGCUCUGAGAGUGAGGAAGCUGAUGAGAGGAAGAGGAGCUGAGAAGUUGCCUGGAUCUAGUUGGACUUGAAAUUAAAGACAACAAACAUUCCCCAUCAAGACCUUUUAUUUUGGGAAAAUUUUUACUUGAUGCAUUCAAAUUUGUUCGGAGGUGAAUCUAGACGUGCCACAUCACCCAGGACCCAGUGCAUCCAAGUGAUGUGACGCGUCCGAAUUCGCCUCUGAAUGAUCCGAACACCGCACAUAAUAAUCUCUUUAUUUUGAGGGUUUGUUUGUAAAAAUCUUUGCUCUCAAAAGAAUCCUGCACCAAAAAUAUAUGGGGAAUUUAUAUAGAUUCAAAAUAUUAAUAUUUAUAUAUUUAAGAUUUACACUUCACUAUUUAUAUACAUAGAACUCAAAAUAUCUAAAUAAAAAUAAAAAUAGUAUUUUUUUUGCUAUCAUUAUUGUGUUACCAAUAUGUUGUCCUUCAAAAGCUGUCGAUCGUCUCUCGUCAUUAUUUGAUGAGCAUCGAGAGAGUCAUGCUUUGUUUGGGACAACUUUCUUGCUGCUUUCUAAAGUAACUUUUUUAGUUAAAAAAUUUCUAAUUCAACAAUUUUUUUAACUAAAAAAUGUUAUAGAAAGUAGAAGAAAGCUAUCUCAAACAAAACUUUAAACUUAAAUCAUAAACUCCAUUCAUAAGGUGCUAGACAUUGUACACAAAGAAAUUCAGAUUUUAAAUGCAUAAAUGCUAUUGUUGUAAGGGUUAUGAAUAAGUCUUUAGAAAAUGGAUCUAUUUGCAUCACUCUUGCAAUCAAUUGCCUGAGCAAAACAUUAAGAGAAAAAUAGAAAAAUCCUAAUGUAAAACAUCUAAUACUUCAACUGCAGAAGUAUUUUUCAUUGCCGGGCAAAGAACCGCACAUCCUUGUCCUUGAAAACAAAGAGAGUUAAAUACAGAGAUUACAUUAUAACUUCGCUCGAGACAGUUUUUUUAUUGUUUUUUAAAACAACUUUUUAGUUCAAAAAUUAAAAUUUUUGAGCUAAAAAGCUGUUUUAAGAAGCAAUAAGAAAGCCGUCCCAAACAAAGCCUAUAUUUCCAAAGAACAAUGAAAGGCAAGCAGAAAAUAAAGUUCAUUUUAUGUUCUUAGACAUUUGGAUGGCUGCAGUUCUAUCGUACCAGUUGAGAGAGAGAGAGAGAGAGAGAGAGAGA